Molecule: messenger RNA, 4941 nt
Organism: Tauraco erythrolophus (red-crested turaco)
Lineage: Eukaryota; Metazoa; Chordata; Aves; Musophagiformes; Musophagidae
Source: RefSeq, a predicted model, not a curated record
AUGUUGAGCUGCGAGGACCGGCCGGUUCUCCAAGCCGUCUUUCUCAGCAACAACUGCUUCGAGCACAUCAUCCGGCUCCUCCAAAACAGCAAGCUCUACCUCAGCAGCACACGGGAGGUGGACGAAGCCCAGGACGAGGUCCCCGUGCUGCCACCAGAUGGGGACAGGCUCCAGCAGGGCUCCAACAGAGGCUCCGACGCCAUCGCGGUCCACGCCGUCGGGGUGCUCACUGCCAUCAUGAGCAACUCGCCCUCAGCCAAGGAGGUGUUCAAGGAGCGCAUCGGCUAUGCCCACCUCUAUGAGGUGUUGAGGAGCCAGGGUCAGCCCACCCAACGCCUGCUCCAGGAGCUCCUCAACAUGCCCUACGCGGCUCCCGUCAUCCGGGCGCUCUCCGGGAUGGCGCGGGUGGACGGACCCCCCCGGGCGUUGCAGUGCUUUGACUUGACGCCCGGCAUGGCGGGCAUCAUGGUGCCAGCCAUCCAGAAGUGGCCCGGUGGUGCCUUCGCCUUCCACGCCUGGUUGUGCCUGAGCGAGGAGGAGCCCGAGCCACCAGCGAGGCCAAAGAGGAGGCAACUCUACAGCUUCUUCACAGCCGGCGGGACGGGGUUCGAGGCGUUCUUCACCACCGGCGGCGCCAUCCCUGUCCCCAUCCCCAUCAGGGGGGACAACGAGGACACCGGGAUGCCUGACACCCCCUCCCUGUGUGCCCAGCACUGCGUUGAUGUUGUCCAUGUCGCCGGCCGCCGGCCCUUUGGCCAGAACAUCAUCAGCAUCUACGCGGACGGACACCUGUGGAAGACGGCUCAGCUUCGCUUCCCAUCCCUCCACGAGUCCUUCACCUCCUGCUGCAUCGGCUCCGCGGGCCACCGGACCACCACCACCACUGCCACCACUGCCGGCCACCCACCAACAUCCCACGGGCCAGAGCUGGUCUUCCCUCCGCGCCCCACACUCGGACGCUCCCAGUCCGUCCCUGCCACCUUGGGCCCCCAUGCUUGGACUCACUCAACCCCCCACCGAAGGGGUAGUGGCCAUGCAGCCGGCAGCCAGGACACCGAGUGGGGCAGCCCCACCUCCCUGGAGGGUCACCUGGGCUCCGUGGCCAUCUUCUGCGAGGCUCUGCAGCAAGCCCAGGUCAAGGCACUCUUCUGUGCGGGGCCAAAUGUCACAUCACCGUUCACGCUGGAAGGUGACUUGGUGGAGCUCAGCAGCAAGCUCUUGCUCUACUACACCCCACAGGCCUGCAGGAACAACAUCUGCCUGGACCUCUCUCCCAGCCAUGGCUUGGAUGGGAGGCUGACGGGGCAUAAGGUGGUCAACUGGGACAUCAAGGACGUGGUCAACUGCGUGGGUGGGAUGGGCGUGCUGCUGCCUCUGCUGGAGCAAGUGGUGUCCAAGAAGGAGGAGCCCGAGGACGAGCAGGAGACCAAUGACCUGGUGGGACCAGAGCUGACGUCCUCCAGGAACGCCCAGGGCAUGCUCAUCCCGCUGGGCAAGUCCUCAGAGAGCAGGCUGGAGAGGAACAGCGUGGCCGCCUUCCUGCUGCUGGUGAAGAACUUCAUCCAGAACCACCCGGUGAACCAGGAGAGCUUGGUGCAGUGUCACGGGCCGGCCAUCAUCGGGGCGCUGCUGCAGAAGGUCUCCGGGCCGCUGCUGGACAUGAGCACGUUGAUGGCCUCGCAGAUCCUCAUGGAGCAGGUGGCCUCCGAGGGCAGCGGGCUCCUGCUGCACCUCCUCUACCAGCAUCUCCUCUUCGACUUCCGCAUCUGGAGCAACAGCGACUUCGCCGUCCGCUUAGGUCACAUCCAGUAUCUGGCCAACGUCGUCAAGGACCACAAGCAGCGCAUCCGCAAGAAGUACGGGGUGCAGUAUGUCCUCGACUCCAUCCGGGCGUACUAUGGCACCUCCAGGGAGAAGACCACGGCCACUGAUGACAUCAAGACAGUGCAGACGUCCCUCUUCAGCCUGGUGAAGGACUUCUUCUGCAGGAGCUUCUCUGGGGACGAGAUGCAGAGCUUGCUGAGCUACGUGGCUGGGGCGCAGGACGAGCAGCAGGUCUGCGGGGCGCUGGAGGUGAUCCACAGCCUGCUGAAGGGUUCGCCUGCCCAGGAGCAGCUCUUCGCCUUCCUCUUUGAGCCGGGCCACGUGGAGGUCCUCUUCUCACUGCUGGUGCAGAAGAAGUUCUCGGAUGAAGUGCGAGAGAGGGUCUUCAAGAUCCUCUAUAAGAUGCUGAAGUAUGAGAAGGUCUCCGAGCGCAGCAAGAACCGCCUGCAGUCCUUGGGGCAGGUACUGCGUGCCAUGCCGAAACCAGGCUGGCCCUGGCCACCCAUCCCGAACAUGUGCCAUGAGGUCGUCACUGGUGGCCUUCCACGAGGCUUAGCUGGUCUUGGGGCUGGGGACCCUCUCAACUACAAGGACCUGGUGGCCGUGGUGUACCUGUCCCACCGGGCCGAGCUGACCGUCCGGCUCGAUAUCUGCCGCAAGCUCUUCCACUUGAUCUACGCGCAGCAGGACAUGCAGGACACACUCACCAAGCUCUACGUCAAGGAGUCCUACGAGUCCCGCCAGCACAGCCUGAGCAACGCGGGCAGCGGGGGCUGCCUGGAGCUCCUCCGCCUCUCGGACCCCACCGGCAAGGAGGGGACGAGCCCACCGCCAACCGAGCUGCAGGAGCUGGACGUCUUCCUGCCACUGGGCUACGAGGCCUCGGACCAGGAGCUCUCUGAGGGCUUCUCCGACCACUCCAUCUCGCCGAGUGGCCGCACCAAGUCCUUCCACUCUUACAACUUCAAGUCUUUCGACUCCUCCGACCGGGCUAGCCGCUCGUCCUCCAACCCCGGUGAUGGUCCUCCCUUCGAUGGUGUCUACCACCCGCUCUCGCCCUUCUCCACCUCACCCUUCGACCUGGGGCUCGACCUGGCCAGCACCAGCUCCAUGGCCACAGCCGAGAGCGGCACGCAGACCCCUGCCAGCGGCCCUGGCACCCCCUCACCCCUGGAGAGUUUCAAGCCCUUCCCGGGGAUGCGAGCACGCAAGAGCUCCAGCCUCUCCAACGUCCUGGAUGAGAGCAGCUACCAGGACACGCUGCCCAGUGACAACGUUUCCAACACCAGCAACCCCCAGCAAACACCUGAAGAGGAGCUGUGCAACCUCUUGACCAACAUCAUCUUCUCGGUGACGUGGCGCGGGGUGGAAGGCUGGGACGACGCGGCGUGGAGGGAGCGCGGGCAGGUCUUCUCCGUCCUCACCAAGCUGGGGACGGCGUGCGAGCUGGUGCGACCGCCCGAUGAGAUCAAGCGCAGCCUGCUGGAGAUGAUGCUGGAGUCGGCGCUGACGGACUUGAAGGAGUCGGGGCCGGCCACCGCACCCGGGCUCACCCACAAUGCCCUCAAGCUGCUGCGAUUGCUCCAGGACUUCUUGUUCUCUGAGGGACACAACAACCAGGCCCUGUGGAGCGAGAAGAUCUACGAGGGGGUGAGCAGUCUGCUGGACAAACUGGGCGUCUGGUACCACCUGGCCAACGGCACCUCUGACCUCAAGGAGAUGGCCCAGACGGGUCUACGCGUCCUCAUGGGCUACAUCAUGCUGCAGGACCCUCAGCUGCACUCGCUGGCGUACGUGAAGCUGCACAGCCUGCUGCAGACCGCCUCGGCCCCCAAGAAGGACGAGGCUUGCUAUCUGCUGGGCAAGCUGGAGACCCCGCUGCGACGCUCGCUGGACGCCAAGUCGGAGACCUUCUCCUGGUUGGUGCCCAUCGUCCGGACGCUCAUGGACCAGUGCUAUGAGACCCUGCAGCUGCAGCUCUUCCUGCCCUCGCUGCCUCCCACCAACGGCAGCCCAACUUUCUACGAGGACUUCCAGCUCUUCUGCACCACCCCGGAGUGGAGAAGCUUCAUUGAGAAGCACGUGCAGCCCACCAUGGCCCAGUUUGAGAUGGACACCUUCGCCAAGAGCCACGACCACAUGUCCAAUUUCUGGAACGCCUGCUACGAUGCCAUGAUGAGCAGCUCCCAGCGGCGGGAGCAGGAGAAGGCGGCCAGCCGCAAGAUGUUCCAGGAGCUGGUGCUGGAGCCGGCAGCGAAGCGUGCCAAGGUGGAGAACACCCGGCACGCCAACGUGCUCAAGCAAGCCAACAACCACCACGGCACCGUGCUCAAGCAGUGGAGGUCCCUGUGCCGCCUCCUCACCUCGCCGCGCUCUGCCUGGGCUGACCGGAACCCAUCGGAGGUUCGCUGGAAGCUGUCGAGCGCCGAGACCUACUCCCGGAUGAGGUUGAAGCUGGUGCCCAACCUGCAUUUUGACCAACACUUGGAGGCCAGUGCCCUACGGGACAACCUGGGAGCUGACCACCUCCACAACCCCACCGAGUCCCUCCCGCUCGCCAUGGCCAAGGAGGCCAAGGUGAGCGAGUUGGAGGAUGAUCAACUGGCCGAGGAGGACCUCCCUGUCCUGGACAACCAGGCUGAGCCCAAGGAGCAGAACCAGCGGGAGAAGCUGGUGGUCUCAGAGGACUGCGAGCUCAUCACAACGGUGGCCGUCAUCCCUGGACGCCUGGAGGUGACGACCCAACAUGUCUACUUCUACGACGGCAGCAGCGAGAAGGAGGAGACGGAGGGAGGGAUCGGCUACGACUUCAAGCGUCCCUUGUCCCACCUGCGCGAGGUCCACCUGCGCCGCUACAACCUGCGCCGCUCCGCGCUCGAGCUCUUCUUCAUCGACCAGGCCAACUACUUCCUCAACUUCAAGAAAAAGGUGAGGAACAAGGUGUACUCCUGCAUCCUUGGCCUGCGUCCCCCCAGCAGCCGGUCGCCCCAGGAGCUGCUGAAAGCCUCGGGGCUCACCCAGAAAUGGGUCCUACGGGAGAUCUCCAACUUCGAGUACCUCAUGCAGCUGAACACCAUCGCAGGACGCACCUACAACGACCUCUCCCAGUACCCCGUG